Colletotrichum lupini is the source of this 1128-nucleotide messenger RNA. RefSeq lists its product as uncharacterized. The coding region runs from base 1 to 1128 and encodes 375 amino acids. NCBI's taxonomy places the organism in Eukaryota, Fungi, Ascomycota, Sordariomycetes, Glomerellales, Glomerellaceae. The record is from RefSeq and is a predicted model, not a curated record. The transcript is spliced from 5 exons.
AUGACGUACAAGAUCUUGCACAGGAAAUGGCUGCUGCGGAAAUGGAUGUGGACGCUCAUGCCGCUGGAGCUGGCCGGCCUCGUCCCGCUCCUCGUUCUCUUCGGCAUCGCGCAGCCGGACCUCUACCGGACCAAGCUCUGGGAGGUCGGGCACGCCUACGGCUUCAACUCGAACCCAAAGAUGAUUCUCUACGCCUACGCGAACUAUGAGCCGUACCCCAAGGUCCCCUUCGUAUGGACACGAACACUCACAGACUUCAACGUCGCCAUCUCGGUCAUCACCCUCUUCCUCCUCCUCACCAAACUCGUCGCCUUCAUCAUGAAGUUCUGGUUCCCCCUCCUCGCCGCCGGCAUCAACGUCGCCAUGGUCGCCCUCUACACCGUCUCCGUCUACGGCCAAAUGGGACCCGACCACGCCGACCCGCGCUACCCGUCCUCGAUCGCCUGGUACGUCGCCAAGUCGUGCGACUACGCCCGCCCCUUUAGCGCCUACAAGAGCUGCCAGCUCGCAAAGGGCACCUUUGCCGUCACGGUCUACAUGCUCGCGCUCUACCUCGCCAACUUGGGCAUCGCGCUGUACGUGCUGUGGCCGAACGCGGGCGACAAAGUCGACGGCGACGAGGACGAUGAUGGCAGGGGAAGCAGCGACGGCAGCUCGCCGGUGGAUUAUGCGAAGGAGGGGAGGGAGUGGGAGAUGAGGGAUUGGCAUGCCAAGGGCGGGCCGGCGAGUCCGCGGGUCGGGGUCGUGCCGUACACGCCCAGGACGCAGGCUUUCCAUACGCUUGAUAGGAAGUUGCCGUUGAGGCAGCAAACAUCGCUUCUUCUACAUUCUCUACAGUCUCAGGAGGCGCCGGCUCAUACAUUCGAGAGUAAGAAGGAAAACCCAACUCUUGACUUCGAGAUUACAAGACUCUGGGCUAAUCAGGUCAAUUCCAUCAAAAGCAGAAAGAGUCUGUGUCAAAUUCUUAUGCAUUCCGUCCAAUCGACGAGAAGUGUUUGUUUCCUCGUCACUCCACGUACUCUCCCAAGCAAACCAACCCCUUUUCGGAACUUGCCUUCAAACGACACUUUCGCGGCCCCACGCCUCGAUUCAGAUUUGUUCCACGUCAAGCGGCUGGGAUCAUUCUGA